Tricharina praecox is the source of this 408-nucleotide messenger RNA. RefSeq lists its product as uncharacterized. The transcript is spliced from 3 exons. The record is from RefSeq and is a predicted model, not a curated record. Bases 1 to 408 code for a protein of 135 amino acids. NCBI's taxonomy places the organism in Eukaryota, Fungi, Ascomycota, Pezizomycetes, Pezizales, Pyronemataceae.
AUGCCACCGCGUGUGUGGGUCUCGAUUCUCGAAUGGCUGGCUUCGUGGCUGGCUGGCUGGCUUCGUUCGAACGACGAAGGAGCGGAGCGGAGUCGAGCAGUGGAGCAGCAGCAGCAGUGGGGAUCAAGGAUCCACAGCUGCGUCGAGAAUCUGGAGACUCGGAUUCUACAUACGGUAGAGGAGCACAUACCCUACCGUGGCGUAGCGGGAGUGUACAUGCCCGAUGGAGGAGAAACACAUGAGAGGGAGGAGCAGGAGGAGGACGAGCAGCGGGAACAGAAGGAGGACGAGCAGGAGGACGAGCAGGAGGACGAUGAGAAGGAGGACGACGAGCAGGACGACGAGCAGGACGACGAGCAGGACGACGAGCAGGACGACGAGCGGCUCGCGAACGUGGUUGUUCCCUGA